GCACCCACCCACCCCGGGGGAAGUGUAAGAGAACAACAGCUUACCAAACAGAGGGUGGGUGGUUGGUAGACAAACGCCCGCACCAAGCAAGAUUUCUGUGUCAAGGUGCGUGGCCGCACAUUGCAGAGUAAAUAAAGUCGACGCAAGCAAAGGCACUGUACACGCCCUCGUAUGACGAGGUUGGUCGCAGCGAGCGCAGACGACACUUUUACGACAUUCGUAUCCGGAUCUCGGCUGUAUCGUUACUUGCCUUUAGUUCUGGGCCGCUCUCACUCCUUGUUGGAGUACCAGAAGUACCAGCAGGCCAUACAGACCGCUAGUCAGCAAGUCAGCAGUCAAAUUACGACAUACCAGCAGUGUGCAGCUGUUGUACACGACUACUUUCAUCGCUGUGUCGUCUGCUGCGUCGCUACAUCACUCAGACCAUGAAGCUCAGCCGCGGGAGACUGGCGAUCAUCAUCAUCGUCGGCAUAAUCGUCUUGGUUGCUAUUAUCACCCCCAUCGCUUACUUCGCUUCGAGAAGCAGCAAUAAGACAGACGACAAGCCGGCUGAGACAGGGACUGAGACUGAGAGGUUGGACUGUUACCCCGAGGCCCGCAGCCCAGCCGUGGUGCUGACCAGAGAGGUCUGCGAGCUGCGCGGGUGCGUGUUCGACUCCAGCGCCCUGUCGGGAGGCGGGGUGGCUUGCUACUACCCCAAGUCAGGUGGACUCCGCUACCAGGUGGAGAGCCGUGAGAACCUGCCGAACGGCUUCAAGGUGCAGCUUAGAAGACUCGGGCCAUCGCCUUUCAGUCAGGACUUCCGGAAGCCAUCUCUAGAGGUUCAAAAGCUCAGCAACGUCCUGCUCAGAUUUACUUUUGACGAUGACUAUGCCACUCCGAAACGGUACCGCGUGCCCCUGGACUUGACCUUACCAGCAACCGGAGCAGACAACCCUCUGUAUGAUGUCGCAGUGAGCAGCACUAACAACCUGGCCCUUAAAAUCACCCGAAAAUCAACAGGGAAAGUAAUUUUUGACACGGAGGUGGGAGGUUUAGUUCUGUCUGAUCAGUUCCUGCAAAUAACGACCCGACUACCUUCGAGAAACAUCUACGGCCUGGGCGAGAACGUGCAUGAUACUUUCCGCCAUCAGCUGAACUUGUCUUGGCCGGCCUUCGCCCGCGACCAGCCAGCCGGUGGACACCUGAACCAUUAUGGAGUGCACCCAUUCUACACCUGCCUUGAGGAUGAGAAUGGAAAUACACAUGGAGUGUUCAUGCUUAACAGCAAUGCACAAGAAUAUGCGUUUACACCGGAUCCGACCAUAACUUUCCGUACACUGGGUGGUGUUCUGGACUUCUUUGUCUUUCUGGGACCUUCCUCUGAGAAUGUGGUGCAGCAGUACACUGGGCUUAUCGGACGGCCUGUCUUUCCUCCUUACUGGGCCCUGGGCUUUCAACUCUGUCGCUAUGGUUACGACAGUCUCCAGAACCUUCAACGUGCGGUCAACGAAACGCUAUACUAUAAUAUUCCUUUGGAUGUGCAAUAUGCAGACAUCGAUCAUAUGGAGGAGCAAAGGAUUUUCACUGUCGACAGUAAGAACUUUGGUGGGCUAAACCGGUACUUUGAGAGUCUAAGAGCUGGUGGGAUGCAUACCAUAAUUAUUCUGGACCCAUGCGUGAUCACUAAUGUCACCAACUAUGAACCUUACGAGAGGAUGAAACAAGUUCGGGCCAACAUCGUGUGGCCGUCUGACUUCACAGUGCCAGCCAACAGUUCUGAUGAGGACGGGUCGAUCCUGGGAUACGUCUGGCCAGUGGGUAAGGUCGUGUUUCCUGACUUCUUCAAGAAUCACACACGGCAAGUCUGGAAAGAACUCAUUGUUAACCAUCGAAAUGUCCUGGUCUUCGAUGGCCUGUGGAUUGAUAUGAACGAACCGGCAAACUUCGGGACGAACGAAGAAAGACCGUGGAACUGGCCGGAAUAUGCAAAACCAUAUUGGAGCCUUCACUGUGGGAACAAUACAUGGGAUGAUCCCCCUUACAGGCCUUUGGCAGCAUACGCAUAUGACAGCAAGGACAGGCGGGCUCUGCUGUCGGACAAGACUCUGUGCAUGAACGCCGUGCAAGGAGAACGUGGGGAGUUCAGGCACUACGAUGUCCACAGCCUGUACGGCUGGUCGCAGACCGCCCCCACACUCGAUGCCGCGAGAGCAGCAACUGGAGAAAGAAGUAUUGUGAUCUCGAGAUCGACUUUCCCCGGAAGUGGAAAACACGCAGGUCACUGGCUGGGAGACAACACCAGCGCCUGGAAGCACCUCAGAGACUCGAUCAUUGGAAUGAUGGAAUUCAAUCUUUUCGGAAUGCCUUAUAUCGGAGCGGACAUUUGUGGAUUUUUCGAGAACACUACCUACGAGCUCUGCCACAGGUGGAUGCAGCUGGGCGCCUUUUAUCCCUUUUGCCGAAACCACAAUGGCAAAGGUUACAUAGAACAACACCCAGGUGUUUUUGGCCAGAGUUUGCUCAGGCCUCACGGGAGAUUUUGGAGACCCGCUACUGGCUGCUGCCUUACCUGUACACACUCUUCCACCAGGCUCACAGUGAAGGCGGAACUGUUGUCCGACCACUGCAUCAUGAGUUCUCGACAGAUCCAGAGACAUAUGGGAUUGACAGACAGUUCAUGUUGGGCCCAGCUCUGCUGAUCUCCCCUAUAUUGGAAGAGGGUCAGCAGCAGCUUAGUUACUAUCUACCAAAAGGAAGAUGGUAUUCCUUUUAUGAUAAGCAAUUGAAAGUCGGGCCCUCGAGACAGACUAUUUCAGUCAGCCUGAUGUCAAAGCCAGAAUUGCACAUGCGUGGAGGCCACG
Messenger RNA from Pomacea canaliculata, 2843 nucleotides. Its product is annotated as maltase-glucoamylase, intestinal-like. The record is from RefSeq and is a predicted model, not a curated record. Gene Ontology annotation, biological process: carbohydrate metabolic process. Gene Ontology annotation, molecular function: alpha-1,4-glucosidase activity; carbohydrate binding. The transcript has 19 exons. Bases 426 to 2681 code for a protein of 751 amino acids. Lineage: Eukaryota; Metazoa; Mollusca; Gastropoda; Architaenioglossa; Ampullariidae.